AUAGAAAAGACAGAAAGGUUGUGAGAUCAGCCCACCUGAGGAGCCUCGUCCAACAUCUACUGCUCAGAGAGCCAUCAGUUCCUCUGCUAAGGAGGGGUAAAAAUGAGCCAGCUCACAGAACUAGUUCUUCUUACAGUCUUCUUGGCACUCUUCGGUCAUGCUGAAGCAAAUCCUUUCGUUUACAACUAUGAGGCGCUGAGGAUCGGGGGGUUGAUCUUCACGGCCCUGCUUGUAGCCGGAGGGGUUGGAGUUCUGUGUUGGGGGCAGUGCAAACCAAAAAGAAAGGAUGAUGAAGACGCAAGCAAAAUCUAAAGAUCAGGGACUUCAUCUGCUGAAACUUUCCACUGGAUUUUUGACUGAGUAGAGGACUGUUUUUGUUUUCGGUCUAGAAAUGGCUAACUAGCUCCACUUCUCACCUGUCUUUUUUUGUUGUUGUAGAUUUUCUAUUAUUUCAAUAUUUUUCAACCAUUUAAUUUAUGCAUUAAUCACAGUCCCUGCCCCAAAAACUGAGCUGCUGUUAUUUUGAAUUUGUAGAAUUAUUCUAUAAAUUUCAACAAUCUCUCAAAGUGGCGCUUUAAUAAAGAUUCUCAGUUAUGGGCCUGCAAAA
Messenger RNA from Carassius carassius (crucian carp), 607 nucleotides. RefSeq names its product FXYD domain containing ion transport regulator 11 (gene fxyd11). Gene Ontology annotation, cellular component: membrane. The record is from RefSeq and is a predicted model, not a curated record. Lineage: Eukaryota; Metazoa; Chordata; Actinopteri; Cypriniformes; Cyprinidae. Gene Ontology annotation, molecular function: ion channel regulator activity. The coding region runs from base 103 to 312 and encodes 69 amino acids. Gene Ontology annotation, biological process: regulation of monoatomic ion transport. The transcript has 7 exons.